Argentina anserina (silverweed cinquefoil) is the source of this 1514-nucleotide messenger RNA. RefSeq names its product trihelix transcription factor ENAP1-like. The coding region runs from base 189 to 1106 and encodes 305 amino acids. Gene Ontology annotation, molecular function: transcription cis-regulatory region binding. Gene Ontology annotation, cellular component: nucleus. The transcript is spliced from 2 exons. The record is from RefSeq and is a predicted model, not a curated record. Lineage: Eukaryota; Viridiplantae; Streptophyta; Magnoliopsida; Rosales; Rosaceae.
AAAAGCAAAAUAAUGGCAUCGACUCAUGCGCUCAUCCCGGCGAUCUGCCUCCUACACUCGCGGCUCAUUCGGCCGGCGCUCUCCCUCCCACCGACGCAACCCCCCUCAUAACUCUCUCUCUCUCUCUCUCCUCAAAACCAACCACAAACCCAAACCCCUCUCCCUAAUUUUUCCCAGCUCCGUCCCCGAUGGGCGACCUAACGGAAUCCCUAACGCCGUCAACCGCCACCCCCAAUUCCUCAAACCCUAGGCCCAUGCCGGUCCGCGAGGACUGCUGGAGCGAGGACGCCACCUCCACUCUCAUCGACGCCUGGGGCCGCCGCUACGUCGAGCUCAACCGCGGCAACCUCCGCCAGAAGGACUGGCAGGACGUCGCCGACGCCGUCAACGCUCUCCACGGCCACACCAAGAAGACUCACCGCACCGAUGUGCAGUGCAAGAACCGAAUCGACACUAUCAAGAAGAAGUACAAGGUCGAGAAAGGUAGGGUUUCUACAGGCUUGAAUUCAACCUGGCCUUUCUUCGACCGGCUUGAUUCUCUGAUCGGAUCCAGCGUCAAGAAGCCGUCGCCGUCGCUCUCGCCUUCCCCGCCGGUCGCGGUCCCGCUCCCGCUGGCGUACAGGAAGCCGUCUCCGGCGAGGCCGGUCGUCACCGCCGUCUCGCUGCCUCAGAAGAGGUCGGCGUCCGCGGCGGCGCUGAACGAGGGGUUCUUUAGGAUGAACUACUCCGCCGUGGCUGCUGCGGCCGCGGCGGAGAACGACGACGACGACGAGGAUGAGGAGGAUGAGGAAGAUAACGACGACGGAGAUGAGGAGGCGGAGGUGGAGGUGGAGAGGGAGAGCGACGGCGAGAUUGGCGGCGGCGGCGGAGGAGCAGUAGGAGGAGAAGGGUUGAAGAGAUUGGCGAAGGCAAUAGAGAGGUUUGGGGAGGUGUAUCAGAGAGUGGAGGCUGAGAAGUUGAGGCAGAUGGUGGAGUUGGAAAAGCAGAGGAUGCAGUUUGCUAAGGAUUUAGAGGUUCAGAGAAUGAAGAUGUUCAUGGACACACAGGUCCAGCUGGAGCGGAUCAAGCACGGCAAGCGGCCCAGCUCUAAUGAUAUUUAUAGCUAACCAUGUGCAAGAGAGCUGUAAUGGUACAUGCGAAGCAUAUGUAGUAUCUUCUUGAUUAAGUACAUAUUGUUCCAGCUGAUACUGGCCUUAGAAAAAGCUUCUGGCACAGCACUCCUAAGCGACUUUGGUUCUUCUUAACAUGGCUCUUGUUCCUUCUACUUAUUAUUUUCAUGUUGGGUCUGUGGCAGUUGUACUUAGCCUCAGACUGGUCCAAUGAACUUGCCUUUUUUCCGCUGUAAUUUUUUAGCUGUAUUUAAGAACAAUAUGGUUUCUUCGCAAUACAGAAGAGUAGGCUAGGGAAGUGAUGCAUCCGGGACAGCAUGGUUUCAGCUUUAACAUGUAGUUGGUAAACUAGUAAUACCACCAAUGUUAGUUCCUGUUGUUAGAUAUUGCUCAAGCCUGUGAUGA